Molecule: messenger RNA, 420 nt
Organism: Bipolaris zeicola 26-R-13
Lineage: Eukaryota; Fungi; Ascomycota; Dothideomycetes; Pleosporales; Pleosporaceae
Exons: 2
Coding region: 1-420 (139 amino acids)
Source: RefSeq, a predicted model, not a curated record
AUGUCAACGGCGGUUGCUGUGUGGUUCAAUAGCACAGGGCGAGACAAGGGGGGACAGUUGGAGAGGCGUCGUCGACUGGUGGAGACGUGGAGAAAGCAGCGAGUGAAGGAGGGGAGUGGAGCUCGGGUGUGGCUCUGCAGCAGACUGGCCGAUGUGCAGCGAGGGGCGCAGCCAAUGGCGUCGAGGCGAAUUUUGCCGCAGCGUCAGUGGGCCGUAGCAGACAGAGUUGGAGUGGCAGCAGCAGCAGCUAGGACGGCAUUACCCAUUCAUUACCCACAGCCUGGCGGGCUGCAAGCACGCGACAUGACGGCAAUUCAGCCGAUGCUGAUUAACGGCGACGGGCGAGACGGUGACGGACAGGGUGCUGCAAGUAGAAUAGAGGCAAAGUCGAGUCAAGCUACGGUGCAACGGGCAGCAUAG